Molecule: messenger RNA, 2250 nt
Organism: Porites lobata
Lineage: Eukaryota; Metazoa; Cnidaria; Anthozoa; Scleractinia; Poritidae
Source: the annotation of a GenBank genome assembly
GAUGCAGCCACUGAGAAGGCUCCUGAAAUCUCGACGUGCGAGCGUUGUGGCCACGCAGAAGCGGAACAACCCGGCUGCAUCUUGGUUUGCAAGGGGUGCGAAGUGGAGUGCAACGAUUGACGAGAUUCCAGCGCCAAACAUCAUUGUUUGGACUGCUACAGCUGCCGUGUCUGUAUGAAGUGCAACAAAGCGCCUGCCAGCAGAAAGGAACACCAGAAUUCUUCCAAGAUGAGAAUCCAACGCCCUUUGUCGACGUAUCGGUACGGUACACAGCUGAAAGCCGGCCGGAUCACCGGUUCCUCGCUUACUAUCGCCCGCACAGCUGUGUGUGCUAUGUUUGGAUGGUUCUUUGUCCAGCGCUUAUCGCUGGUAACGAGCAUUUUAGUGGGAAAAAUGGAACAUUAAGGUGGAGCAUUUUAGUGGGGAAACAAAAGCAUAACGUACAAAGCCCUACGGGUAUCUUGAUCCUGCUUACGAGUGGAAUCUGGAAUCCAAGAAGUUCCCCUAGCAAAGAAUCGAAAUCGGGAAUCCAAGCUCCACUGAUCGACAAGAAAUUCGAAAUCCAGUACCGGGAAAUUGGAAUCCACAGCCUGAAAUCUAGAAUCCAAGGCUCCCUUUGAUUACCUUACAAGUACUGUACGUGGGGCGAUUUCUUUGACAUUUUCCCCUGGCCGCUAGACUUACUGUAAACUUUUAUUUUGCUGGAUUGUUACCAGGCUUAAUUCCAGUGUGAGGAAAAUUGCGGUGAAAUUUCCAAGGAUCUGCUGGAAUAUAUUUUGGUGGAAAGCAUGGAAAAGUGGUACAUGAUCAUGAUUUCCACUUGUACGUUCAAGUCAAAUUUGUGUUUUUCUUGGCGCGUAUCUCUGACCUGUUUGGGAAAUGAUUCUCAUUAGGGAAUGGCUUAGCCUGUUCCAGGCCCCUUUUCCCAAAUCACGCGCUCAUAUUUUCGCGUGCCUUUCACUUACGCGUCAUCCUCACUAUCAGAGUGCCUGGAAGAGGCUAGGAAUGGCUCAAAAGAUCACUCUCUGCGUAUGCAAAGCACAAAAGCGUUACUUAAACAUUAGAUUAAUCACAUCACAAGAGUUACAAGGGGAAUGGCUCCAUGGGGCCGGUAUCGGCUGGCAUGGUUUUUAAUGAGUUACAAUAACACAAUUUGAAGUGGCCGUAAAAAUUCUAAGUGUACGGAAUGAAAAUAACUUCAUCUGCUCCUUCAAGAAUACAGUAAAAACUCGCGUAUAAGAACCUAGAUUUUAAGAACCUGUUAGCCUAAGAUUGUCCAUUAUAAAGACCCCUUUUACAUAAGAACCUGUUUUAGGCUACAAUUUUGGAACAGGUUCUUAUUUUAACACUGAAUACACAAAUUUAAUAAAACAAGCUGAGUCCACCAGUUAGUAAAAUGAAACCUGGCAAUGAGACAAUUCACAUGCAGAUCUAUAUCCUUCAUAAAUGGAUUUUUAUAAUAUAUUAUGCAUGCAAUACCAAAAAUAGGCCCGAAAAGGGCCACACCCACCAAUGACAGACACCUUACUUAUUUUGAAAAAUAAGAACCUGUUUAAGAACCUGAGUUGCCUAAUUUUCUAGUUAGCACCAUUUUUAUAAGAACCUUCUUUGCCUAGCUUGGAAAAACUUAGGUUCUUAUACUUGGGUUCUUACUGUAUCUUAAGCCAGCAAUCCUUCAUCUACGUUUGUCUCUAUGUAAGCCUUUCUCGUGAGUGCAGCUGGUGAUAGAACUCAGCUUUUUAAAUAAGAAAAAAAAUUCCAACCUGAUUAAUUUCUGCAUUUUCUCCAAUUCUGUUUUCAGGUGGAGUUGGAACAAGCAUUGGAUCCAUUUAGAACAUGCAAGAUUGCCCGCCCUGACAACCCACUCAGGUAAAUCGUUCCAUUCUUUUACAAUUCUCACACAAAAUAAAUAUUUGUAAAAAUUACAACUAGACGCUUGAAACUUCAACUUGUAAUUAUGAUUACUUCUUAUUCAUUUUGACGCAAACUGGAAAAAGUCUUGAAAUUCUAGAUUACUUAAAGAAAAUAUACAUUUAUAACACUCGAUCAGAGAAAAAUAGUCUUCAAUUCUUUAAUGGUGACCACUUUAAAAUGGAACGACGUUCCUCGUAGUCCAUUUCGCCUCUCUUCUGGCCUAGAGCCAGUCUCAAAGCUCUCCUUUGGACUUUUUCUAGCGAACCGAUGUCCUUUACUAGGAAGGAGCACCACAAUGGGGCCGCAUACUCCAGUAUUGGCCUUACUAGAGACUUG